GCGGCGAUGGCGCCGGGCGGGCGCUGAGGCUCCGCCAUGGCCGAGGGGCCGCCGAGGGGCCGCACGCCCAGCCCGGGCCCGGGGGGAGCCCCGGGGCCGCCCAGCCCGCGCGCGGCCGGGCCCGCAGGGGCGCCGAACCCGCCCGCCGCCGACGCCACCGCUGCCGCCUCCAAGUGGGUGCGGCUGAACGUGGGCGGCACGUACUUCGUGAGCACCCGGCAGACGCUGUGCCGGGAGCCCAAGUCCUUCCUGUGCCGCCUCUGCUGCCAGGACGGGCCCGAGCUCGGCUCCGACAAGGAUGAGACAGGGGCGUAUCUCAUCGACAGAGACCCCACGUACUUUGGCCCGAUACUGAACUACCUCCGGCACGGGAAGCUCAUCAUAAACAAGGAGCUUGCAGAGGAAGGGGUGCUGGAAGAAGCCGAGUUUUACAACAUCGCGUCCCUUGUGCGGCUGGUGAAGGAGCGGAUACGGGACAACGAGAACAGGACCUCUCAAGGACCUGUGAAGCACGUGUACAGAGUCCUGCAGUGCCAAGAGGAAGAACUCACACAGAUGGUGUCCACCAUGUCCGACGGAUGGAAGUUCGAGCAGCUGAUCAGCAUUGGAUCUUCCUAUAACUAUGGAAACGAAGACCAGGCAGAAUUCCUCUGUGUUGUGUCCAGGGAGCUCAACAAUUCUACCAAUGGCAUUGUCAAGGAGCCAAGUGAGAAGGCCAAGAUUCUUCAGGAGCGAGGAUCCCGGAUGUAAUUCAAGUGUCCACUCCGUUCAAACUCCCGGAUGUCACAGGGCAGUCCAGCUGGGCAGAGCAUCUCUCCACAGAGCAACCGGCCCUUGUACAGUAACCAAGCUAAUGCAAAGCAAAGCCGAGCCUGUCCUGCCAGUGGCAAAUAAUUCUGGUCAUAACCAAAGGCUUCCCUCUUACCCCGGAGACCGAGGAAGGGAGAGACUCUUCCAGUUGGAUGGUCCUUUCCACAAGUAUUUGUUUUAUUUUCUUGGCCAGCGCUGUAUUGAAUUUUUCCAACAAUGGCUGGGCCGGAUUCCCAGUCAGAGCCUUUGUGGAGGUUGCUCAGGUCCUCAGGCCCUUGUAAUCAGUCCCACCUUCCACAGGCUGGUGUGGGUGGGAGGAUCUGUAUUUGAGCUGUGCCAUUUCUUGCACCCAGGUCUGCCACCAGAAAAGUGCAGGGACCUUGCAAUGCUCCCCCUUCCUCCCCUAAUCAGAUGAACAGGGCUUUAAAAGGAGGAACAAAACAACCACUCCUAAAAAAACCCACACAGACUUUUCCAUCCUUGCUUUGUAUUUGUUCCUUGUUCAACUCCUAAGAGCUGAGUUUAGAUCUAAAGGGAGGGGAGAGGUGUGUGCAUCUGCCACAGGUCUCACUGUUAACACUAUUACACGUGGGCUCCUGGCAUUUUCCAAAGCCCAUUACUUUGCAUGCAAACAAAGAGGCCUGUGUUCACCCAAAAUAGUGAUAGCUGUCCUUUACACUUCUCUACAGAGGAAGAGGGGUGACAUCUUCCCCUCCAAUACCCUACUAGGGCCAUAUCUUAGCCUGGUGCGAAGUCACGAGGUUUAGGGACUUGUUGCUGCCAAGUUCAGCUUUGCCUUGUUUGUCUCCAGCAGCGUGGGCUCUGUCUCCUUCCCUCUCAUCAGGGAGGGCUUCAGGCAGAAUUUCUUUUGUACUGUAGCAGGCAGGUAGGUUGGUUUGACCCCUCGAGAUCCUUUGUGGAGGAGAUCCCCUAUUAUCUGCAGCCCCCUCACAUCCCCACCUUUAAGAGAUCACCUCAAAUUACAGAGGGACAUCACAGAGCUGGGGUGGGGGAAUUUGGUGAAAAGUUGCCAAACUGUUGUAUUGUUUCUUGUCCAAAGUGAUGUGUCAAUUUCUGUGACUUUUCUUUCUGUUUUCUUUUUUUUUUUUUUUUGUUUUGGAAUGCCUUGGAUGGAUGUGCAAAAUGUUCGUUUGUGCCUCUCUUGAAUUCUAAUCUUAGCCAAACUGCAGUCACUGGUUCCUCUCUGUGCCACCCCCCUAACCAAGGGCAUGUUCCUCCUAGUCUGGUAAAUGGAAUUUCAUAGGAAUUUGCUGCAUGUUCUUCCCCUUUCAUCCUGGCUUUGUUCUUUGUAGCCCAGGUGUCCUGGCACUUGGGUCAUUUUCAGUCAAGUCCCAAACUGACAUUACAGCAAAGCUUCAGAGAUGCUGGAAUUCACAGACAUUGAUAAGCUCGGAGCAGAUGUUUCUCGAUAAGGAAUCAGAAAAUUCCUCACCUGGACUGAGGAGUUGGGCCCCUUUCUGGAGGCCUUCAGCUACCUGUUGUCUCCUGAAAGUUUUGAGAUAGAAUCAGGCAGGUUUCCCAUCUUACCACUUGUUGUUGAUGAGGCCUUGCAGCAGCAUUACCAACAACCAGUUCAGUGACCAAGUCGUGCAGCAAAGACACCGAGUGGCACCGCUGUGCUCUGCCUCUCUUCAGUCCUUCUCUCUUGCCUGUCCUCUCCAUCCUGCUUUGCCAAUGUACCUCCUCCGGUGGAGCCUUUGCCCCAUUCUCAAGACAGACUGGUUAAUUGUCUGUGCUAAUUAGUCCUGGUCACAACAGGCUGUACCAAAUGUCUUUGGAUUCACAUUGUGUCAGUUAGGGGCUGUGGAAUCGCGGCUGGUUUGUCAUCACACUGGAGAGCCCAGCUCUUCUGCCCUCCACCUUCCCUGUUUAUAACGUGGUGACCUUGUGUUGGUGUGAUCAGACCACACCUUGGCUGGGCCUGGACAACACUGUGAUGUGUAUAGAUCUCUCUCCUCUAUGUGCAUCUUGUAGCCUCAGUCAUUGUGCUCACAGCUAAGAAAUCAAGAAGCACACGUAUGCAAGUUAGCGGCCUAAAAAGCCCUUUAACACUCUCAUCUGUCUUCUUCCCCUUCUUUAGAGGAGGGAGUUUCUGGGAACUGGUCAAGAAAUAUCAAACUAAAGGCAACAGGAACUGGUCAAGAUGCUUUUGUCACAUUGCUGCCACCUGAGCACCUCGGUGAAGCCCAGCAGAGGAUUGCCUGAUGCAGAGUGAUGCCAUUGCUGUCCCCUCUGAGCCACAGAGAGCCAAAAGUUACCAGGUGAAUGGCACAGCUGUUGAACUGACAUGCACAAGAAAGACCAUCAGAGUUGCAUCUUGGUUUUCCCUUCCUCUUUCAGCAGGGAGGAGGUGCCAGGGGACCACAGACUCUCUGGGUCUUUUUAAGUUUGACAGAACAAGUUUACAGUAGAAAACCAAUCAUUGGUACUGGACAUUGGAGUUCUUGGGCGGUGUUUAGGACCAGGCAUGAAGUCCAUCCAGAGUAGGUACAUUCCCAGUGGAGGAUUUCUCCUUCCCUGACUAUGCUAGGUCACCUUUACCUUGAGACCAGGGCUGGUCUCAGCAUUAUGCACCAGUUGCAUCCCUUCUGUGCUCAAAUAGGGCUUUUCCGUCCAUUGCCUUUCACUCAGUCACAACUAUAUCAAAACUAGUGCUGAAUUAGGAUAAAAUUUGUCCCAUUCACUCUAAAAAAAGGUGUAGCAUGUUGUGGUGAGUAGAGUAGGUAAGCAGGGGUAGAUCUACUGGCUGUCCAAGAGUGUUUGUGCCUCUUGGGAAGGUUCACUUUAAAGCGCUAAUCCUGGGAAUGGAGUGUAUGACACUUUGGUUUUCUUUAAACUUUCCCAGUGGCCUAAAUUGUUCCAUUGUGGCAAGACUGGAAAUAACCUCUUGAAGUGUCUUUGUUUCUGCACAUUUUUAAAAAAAAAUCGAUUUUUCUCAGGGGUGACUGAGUGGGCUGAGGCGAAGGGGGCCUGGUUGGCUGCGGGGUGGGGGCCGGAGCAGCCGGGCCGUGGGCUCCUCCCCGGAGGUUUUGUACAGUUUGUCACAUGUCAGUGCCCUUUGCUACUGUUUCUCUUUGUUUAUUAAAUGUGUUUGAAUAACAGUUGAGAUGCUGUGAUUAUUUAUCUUUUUUCAAUAAAAAUUCUGCAAUGGGUUUGAA
Neopelma chrysocephalum (saffron-crested tyrant-manakin) is the source of this 3989-nucleotide messenger RNA. RefSeq names its product potassium channel tetramerization domain containing 2 (gene KCTD2). NCBI's taxonomy places the organism in Eukaryota, Metazoa, Chordata, Aves, Passeriformes, Pipridae. Bases 37 to 750 code for a protein of 237 amino acids. Gene Ontology annotation, molecular function: cullin family protein binding. Gene Ontology annotation, cellular component: Cul3-RING ubiquitin ligase complex; cytoplasm. The transcript is spliced from 6 exons. Gene Ontology annotation, biological process: protein homooligomerization; proteasome-mediated ubiquitin-dependent protein catabolic process. The record is from RefSeq and is a predicted model, not a curated record.